AUGCUGCCCCGCCCCCUCCUUCCUGUCCGCCCGGUGACUCGUCCGAGCUGCCACGUCUUCCCUCUGACGUCACCGCGAGCCGGCGCCCCCGCGGCCAAUGGGCAGCGCCGGCCGCCGCGCCGAGCCGACGGGGCCAAGGGAAGAAAGGCCGCUCAGGGCGCCUGCGCCGCCGCCGCCGCCGGGGCCGCCGGGAAAGCGAGUCCGCGCCGCCGCUCCCGCGCCGCGGCCGCCGCCGCGGGAGGACUCACUUUCCCGGCAUGCCCCGCCGCCGCCCCCCGGCCAUGUAAGCGCUGCUCGGCGAGCGGCCGCCCCGUUUCCUGGUUGGGCUCCGGCAGCCAUUUUGGGCUGAAGAGCAGCGAGCGCGGAGGCCGCGGAGCGGGCAGGGCGCCGGCGGAGGGGCAGGCCGAGCCGAGCGCCGGGCGAAGGCGGCGGGAGCCCUUGGACGCCUGCAUCCGCGGAGCGCCCGCCUCGGCGGCGGGAGGUGCCUGGCCGCUGCCGCCGCCCCCUCCUCGGAGCGCGCUCGCCGUCCCUCGGGCCGCGGGCCCCACGGACAUGUCCAGCAUGAAUCCCGAGUAUGACUAUUUAUUCAAGCUACUUCUGAUUGGAGACUCCGGUGUUGGGAAAUCUUGCCUUCUACUUAGGUUUGCAGAUGACACGUACACAGAAAGUUACAUCAGCACAAUUGGUGUGGACUUCAAAAUCAGAACUAUAGAACUAGAUGGGAAAACGAUCAAACUUCAAAUAUGGGACACAGCAGGACAGGAGAGAUUUCGAACUAUCACUUCCAGUUACUAUAGAGGAGCUCAUGGCAUCAUAGUUGUGUAUGAUGUUACGGAUCAGGAGUCUUUUAAUAAUGUAAAACAGUGGCUGCAGGAGAUAGACCGUUAUGCCAGUGAAAACGUCAACAAGUUGUUGGUGGGGAACAAAUGUGAUCUGACCACAAAGAAAGUAGUAGACUAUACAACAGCAAAGGAAUUUGCAGAUUCUCUUGGAAUUCCAUUUUUGGAAACCAGUGCAAAGAAUGCCACAAAUGUAGAACAGUCUUUCAUGACCAUGGCUGCUGAGAUUAAAAAACGAAUGGGUCCUGGAGCUACAGCUGGUGGUGCAGAGAAGUCCAAUGUUAAAAUUCAGAGCACUCCAGUCAAGCAGUCUAGUGGAGGUUGCUGCUAAAACUUGCCUCCCCCCUUUUGUCUCACAACAAUGAAUUUGCAAUCUGAACCCAAGUGAAAAAAAAUUGCCCGAAUUGUACUGUAUGUAGCUGCACUACAACAGAUUCUUACCGUCUCCACAAAGGUCAGAGAUUGUAAAUGGUCAAUACUGACUUUUUUUAUUCCCUUGACUCAAGACAGCUAGCUUCAUUUUCAGAACUGUUUUAAACCUUUGUGUGCUGGUUUAUAAACGUGUAAUCCUUGUUGCUUUUCCUGAUACCAGACUGUUUCCUGUGGUUGGUUAGGAUGUAUUUUUGUUUUGAUGUUUCUAUUGGCAUGUUUAGAUGUCAGGUUUAGUCUUCUGAAGAUGAAGUUCAGCCAUUUUGUAUCAAACAGCACAACAGUGUCUGUCACUUUCCAUGCAUAAAAUUUAGUAAGAUAUAUGUAAGAUCUGAUUUACUAGUUCCUUCUUGUAGAAUUAUAAAUGGAAAGAUCACACUAUCUGAUUAAUAGUUUCUUCAUACUCUGCAUAUAAUUUGUGGCUGCAGAAUAUUGUAAUUUGUUGCACAAUAUGUAACAAAACUGAAGAAAUGUUUAAUAAAUAUUGUACUUAUUGGAAGUAAUAUCAAACUGUAUGGUGAUAAAUAUUGUCUUAAUUUGUAUGGCUAAGGGGGAAAUCAGGCUUGCAUUGUGCACAAGAUAUAUCUUUGUGCAGCCAUGGCACUCAGCCCCUUUAGUAGACGAGAUACCUUUCCCACAAGUAAAACUAGUGACUGUGGCCCAAAAGACUGAGUUGUCGUGGUACUUAAGGCAUGUAUCCUGUACCUGGAACACCCAGCUGAUGUUCGUGGAGGCAUAAUGCAUUCUGAAUGUACAGCAGCUCCCUGUCUUAGUCUUGGAACUUAAUUUAUUUCUCAAGGACUUGAUUUAGGGAUUUUUGUCUGCCCUGUGUCGUAGGGGAGAACGGUAUUUUCCUAACAUGAACGACUUCAGCGUAACCUUGAGGAGGUGUAACUCUACCAGUACAUUAUGUCUUUUCUAUAUACUGUUACUUCCAUCCUCUUUUAAUCAAUACUCUUUUGACUUAGUGCAACAGCUUAGUUCCUAUUCUGUUAUGCAUAAAGGCAUCAGAAGGAUGACAUGGGGACAAGUGAUCUUACUGGUCAAGACCCCACACAAGACUUGCGCAAAGUAGGCGCCAUUUCAAACAAUUUGGAACUAACCAGCAGCCAAGAGGUUUUGGACAGUGUGUGAUUCUUUGUACAGAGCUAAUCAAAUCAUUAGUGCCUGAUGUCUAGCUAAAAGCCACAGGAAAGCUAGCCUAUAAACACUUCCUAUACAUGUAAAAUUGUUCAGCUUUAUCUAAACUCAAAUGUUCAGCCUAUUCUGUAAAUAGUCUCAUGUUUGAAAGACCAUGUAACAUUCCCCUAGUAGUAAAUACACCCUGUGAUAGUAAAAUAUAGCCUAGGUAUGUUGUGAGGUAUAAACUAAAACUGGUGCAAAUAUCCUUUUUUUUUUUUUUGUUGGGGGGAACUUUGGCUAACAGCUUUCUUCAACAUAGUUGCAUCAAUCAACAGGCAAUUGUAAUACAUAAAAAGUAUUGUCAUGGUUAAGUUGAACUCUUCCACUCAAGACCUUCACAAUAAAGUGAUGUGCUUUCUAUUAGAGAUGUGCUUGUUGGUAUAAUUCAUUAUAUGUGACUUGCUCCUAGGAAGCAGGAGCAGUAGGAGUAGUGAGUGUUGCUAAGAUCAGGAAAUGAACAGAAGGAGGUGUGUGUUGAGGGUAAAACAUCUUCCCUUCAGAGAACUGCACAAAUGAACUUAAAUGUCAAGAUGCCUGCUACAUACUAUCCAAAAUAAUGUUAAUAUAUACAGUAAUAAAAGCAUUGCAAAACCAA
Rhea pennata is the source of this 3045-nucleotide messenger RNA. RefSeq names its product RAB1A, member RAS oncogene family (gene RAB1A). The record is from RefSeq and is a predicted model, not a curated record. NCBI's taxonomy places the organism in Eukaryota, Metazoa, Chordata, Aves, Rheiformes, Rheidae. Bases 1 to 1170 code for a protein of 389 amino acids. Gene Ontology annotation, molecular function: GTP binding; GTPase activity. The transcript is spliced from 7 exons. Gene Ontology annotation, biological process: vesicle-mediated transport.